Molecule: messenger RNA, 1637 nt
Organism: Lolium rigidum
Lineage: Eukaryota; Viridiplantae; Streptophyta; Magnoliopsida; Poales; Poaceae
Product: GDSL esterase/lipase At1g09390-like
Exons: 5
Coding region: 67-1338 (423 amino acids)
Molecular function (GO): hydrolase activity, acting on ester bonds
Source: RefSeq, a predicted model, not a curated record
GGAGCCAGUUCGCCACUUGUGUUGGUUGCGCGAGAGACACAGAAGCCAGAGAGAGAGGACCAGGGCAUGACCAGUGGCCUGAUGAACGGCGGAGGCAGCGUCAGCGCCACCAAGAUCAGCCUGCGGCUGCAGUACUAUGUCCUGCUCGCCGGGGUGGGCGCAGUCCUCGUCGUCGCCUGCCUCAAGUACAUGCCGGCGGCAGCCGCGGUGGCAGCGGCCGGGUACGGGUCCUGGCCGGGCGCCCAGGGGAGCGGCCUCGCCGUUGCCACCCGUGCCGGGGAAGCAGCAGCAGCCAGCGAGAAGGCGAGCGGUGGCCGGUCUCCCGUGGUGAUCUUCAACUUCGGAGACUCCAACUCCGACACGGGCGGCAUGGCCGCCGCAAACGGGAUGAACAUUGCCCUCCCGGAGGGGCGCACCUUCUUCCGCCGACCCACCGGACGGCUCACCGACGGCCGCCUCGUCAUCGACUUCAUCUGUGAGAGCCUAAACACGCCUUAUCUGAGCCCCUACCUCAAGGCGCUGGGCUCGGAUUUCAGCAAUGGCGUCAACUUCGCCAUCGGUGGGUCGACGGCGACGCCGGGAGGAUCCCCAUUCUCGCUGGACGUGCAGCUGCAUCAGUUCCUCUACUUCAGAACCAGAUCUUUCGAGCUCAUCAACAAAGGCCAGCGGACACCUAUUGACGGUGAAGGAUUCCGGAACGCCAUCUACGCCAUGGACAUCGGACAAAAUGAUCUUUCUGCUUAUCUUCACCUUCCUUAUGAUGAAGUGGUCGCCAAGAUCCCCUUGGUAGUUGCUCAUAUCAAGUUCGGUAUUGAGACUCUGUACGCGCACGGGGCGAGGAAGUUCUGGAUCCACGGGACAGGGGCGCUGGGCUGCCUGCCGCAGAAGCUGUCCAUCCCGAGGGACGACGACAGCGACCUCGACGGCAACGGCUGCCUCAAGAAGUACAACAAUGUCGCCAAGCUCUUCAACGAGAGGCUCGCCGAGGCUUGCAACCAGUUCCGGCAGCGCAUGGCCGACGCCACCAUUGUCUUUACCGACAUGUUCGUCAUCAAGUACGACCUCGUCGCCAACCACACCAAGUACGAGAUUGAGAGGCCCCUCAUGGCUUGCUGCGGGAAUGGCGGCCCGCCCUACAACUACAACCACUUCAAGAUGUGCAUGUCGGGGGAGAUGCAGCUGUGCGACAUGGACGCACGGUUCAUCAGCUGGGACGGCGUCCACCUCACCGAGGUUGCCAACUCUAUCGUCGCAUCCAAGCUGCUCACCGGCGACUACUCCAAGCCCAGGAUCAAGAUCGCAAGCCUUGUCAACUCCACCACACCUCACGAUGGGUAGUCCUCUUGAUAGAUAUCGUGUAUCCCUUGCUCUCGCGGCGGACUGGUGAUCAUAUCCACCUCCAUGUUGAUUUAUUUGGUUAAUCUACCACUACCAGAGAUGAUGAGAAUGUGGCCAAGCUGCAGUAGAUCAGUGAGCUGCGAGCUAUCACCGAUCUCAGAUCUCAGGGCUCAAGCGCAGAAAAAGUAGUGAGUUGACCAACAGAGAGGGAGAUUGACGGCUGGUCUAAUCAAGCUCAAAUAUGCGACGUGUGUGUAAUUCUUUUGAAAUUUAAUCAAGGAACUGACGUUUUUCUUGUA